Messenger RNA from Ananas comosus (pineapple), 2586 nucleotides. RefSeq names its product F-box protein SKIP14-like. Gene Ontology annotation, cellular component: cytoplasm. The coding region runs from base 570 to 1946 and encodes 458 amino acids. The record is from RefSeq and is a predicted model, not a curated record. NCBI's taxonomy places the organism in Eukaryota, Viridiplantae, Streptophyta, Magnoliopsida, Poales, Bromeliaceae. The transcript is spliced from 2 exons. Gene Ontology annotation, molecular function: protein binding.
UUUUUAAAUCUUUUCUUUUUCGUCCGCUGAGGAUGAUAUAUAUGUAUGCCUCUGGUGUUUCGGUGGGAUUCGGGAUCGAGUUUUGAGUCGAUUGAUGAGGAGUUUUUAGGUGUUGAAGGGGAUUAAGGUCGGGGGUUUUAUUCGGAAUCGUGUUUUCUCCCUCCUUUUUUUUUUCCCAAAUUUUUUUGCUGUAGUUAUUCGUCGUUUGAUUGAUCAAAUCUCUAAAUCUCUUCGGAUUCGGGGAAUCCGUGAUCAAGAGGCUCGGUGAAAUUUUUGGUGCUAGGUUUUUUGUUUGCAAUCGAAAAUUGAGGGUUUUCUUGGGGAGAUCUAGGGUUUGGAUUAGGGUAGAUGGUAGGAUAAAGAUAAAAAAGAGGGGAAAAAAAAGGAGAAAUCUGCUGAGAAAAAAAGAAAAAAAAAGAUCUACAAAAUUAUUGCCUUUAUUCUUUAAUUCGUUGUAUUUGAUUCCACAAAUACCACCCAAAACAGAAAAAAAAAGCAAAAAAAAAAAAAAAAACCAAAAAAAAGGAGAAAGUCACUACACAGUUUUUGAAGAAUUGGUGGAUCGGAAAAUGGCUGUAAAUUUCUCAUCUUGUUCGGUGCUGCCAACUCCAAUCCGUGGGGACGAUGAUUGCGCCAACUCAAUACGGAGUGGUUGGGAUGCUUUUGGUAGCUCCUACCAAUCUGGAUGGAAAUUUGAUGAACCUAGCUCUUCCAGAGGGAAGAGAGAGUGGGGAGAAAGAGAUGAUUAUCGUGAUGUGGUCGAUCGAUUGCCGUCCGACCCCUUUGGAAUGAACCUGGAGACCACUUUCACUUCAGCAUUAUCUGGUUGGAUCGGAGAUGUAAGAAUUAUAUCUAAUGAGUAUCAAAUGGGUGUUAAUCACCUUGAUCCGGCAGAUCUCUUGCCAUCUGAUCCCUUUGGGAUGAACCUUGAAACCUCCUUCACUGCAGCUAUUGCUGGCUGGAUUGGAGAUUUCAGGGCUAUACUUGGUGAUUAUCAGCUCGGUGGUGGUAAUGAUCUUUUUGCGGGCUUGAGUUACUACUGCAAUAAUGCUUUGCUGGUACCUUCAGCAGUCCAAUUGAACUGCGAAGGUCAUCGUGAUGGGCGGGGAAGUGCUUUUGAACCUGUCGUCAAUCUGGAAGUGCUUUCCAGCUCUAAAGGUCCUGAACUUGGAAAGGAUGAUUGCGACGAGAGUAUUCCACAUGAUGGUUUGCUUUACACUCUUGGUUAUCUCGAGAUUCAAGAUCGCCUCUCAGUUGAAAGGGUCUGCAAGACUUUGCGCUCUGCCAUUCUGAAUGACCCCCUUCUGUGGAGGUGUAUCCACAUACAUUAUGAGUUGGGUGAUAAGUUAACAGAUGAUGGUCUUGUGCGGCUAACACAGAAAGCCCAAGGCAAUCUGCAGUGCUUGAGCGUGGUGGGAUGCCCAAAGAUCACUGAUGAUGGUCUGAGGCAUGCACUUGAGAAUUGCCCAAAUCUUAGCAAGUUGAAUGUGUCCGACUGUGUUAGGCUCACUACAGAGGGCCUCAUCGAAACCCUAAAAGCUUUCAAGACUCGAAGUGGUACGGGAAUAAAGCACCUUAAAUUGGGCAGGCUUUUGAGCAUAUCGGAGAGCAACUUUGAAGAGCUGAAGCUAUUAUUAGGCAUGGACCAAUCUCAUCAGCUGAGGUCUUCUACUAAGCAGCGGUUCUAUCACAAAGAGCGGUCUUCUUUAGGGUGUUAUGACAACUCUGCUCUCGAUAUUGAGAUUUGUCCCAAGUGCCAAAAGCACAAGCUCGUCUACAACUGCCCUCUGGAGACCUGCAGGCAGAAAGGGCCAGAACUAUGUAGGGCUUGUGAUUUUUGCAUUGCGAGGUGUAUACAAUGUGGGAAGUGCAUCAAAGACGGCGAGUAUCAAGAGACAUUUGCUCUUGAACAUCUCUGUUCUGGCUGUUUAUUAUCAGAACAGUAGUUGAAGAUUGGAUUGAAGAGGUAUAGCUUGGCUAUGAUUACGACAAUCUUUCGGUUUAUCUUUUCCAUAUCCAAAAUUUCAAUGAAAAAAAAAGAAAAAAAAAAGAUGAUCCAAAAUCAAAAAAAAAGGAAAAAAAGGAAAAUCAAGAGUGAUGAAGAAUUGGCUGGAGACCAUUUGUCUUUUGUUCUCACAAUCAGCUCUGAGCUUGAUUUAGCUGGUGGCAUGUACUAGGGAGAGCAAGUCAUAUAUCUGCUUCGAGGUCGGUAUCACUUGCGGCUUGUCUCAGAUGUUCUAUCCUUCAUUCGAAUCUCUUAGCAGAAUCAUCGACGCUACCCAUACCUCUUGCCUCGAUUAUAUCCUAAAAAGAUGUGUGUGGGUCUACGUUGUCGGUUUGAAACUGUGCAAUAUCCAUAAAAAAAUUCAAGUGUUACUCAUACGCCUUUGAUGUUACGCUCAUGCAUCUUUGAUGAUGGGGCACAGCGUUUUCCUUCGCUUUUCUGUGAGGUGUCUGUGAGGAGUGAUGUAUAAGUAUGUAUUGUUAUUAAUGCCACUUGUUUGAAAUGUACCAAUAACAACAUAUACUUCAUGUACUGUUCUGCUUUAUCAUAUGGAAAUUUGGCGUAUUAAAUAGCAAUGUUUA